Messenger RNA from Zingiber officinale, 1511 nucleotides. Its product is annotated as U-box domain-containing protein 26-like. The transcript is spliced from 2 exons. NCBI's taxonomy places the organism in Eukaryota, Viridiplantae, Streptophyta, Magnoliopsida, Zingiberales, Zingiberaceae. Gene Ontology annotation, molecular function: ubiquitin protein ligase activity. Gene Ontology annotation, biological process: protein ubiquitination. Bases 132 to 1346 code for a protein of 404 amino acids. The record is from RefSeq and is a predicted model, not a curated record.
AGGACAAGCAAUUGCCACCUCCAGCUUUUGUUGUUGCAUCUCUGAUUCCUCCCCACCAAGCCCUUCUAUUUGUUUGGGUAGCUCUUCAAGUUUCUGUGCAUAUCUGAGAGCACAGUGAAAUCUGUGAGCUGAUGACCACAGCUGUAGGAACACUGCAAAUGGUGAGUGUUCCUGAGUUGCUCAGGUGCCCAAUUAGCCUGGAUUUGUUCAGUGAUCCAGUGACGCUUAGCACAGGCCAGACUUAUGACAGGGCAAACAUUGAGAAAUGGCUGGCCUGUGGCAACUUAACAUGCCCGGUUACAAUGCAGAGGCUCCAUGAUACAUCCUUAGUCCCCAACCACACCCUCCGGCACUUGAUCCAGCAUUGGGUCCUCGGCCACAGCUCAAUGUUUACUGUUCCACUCGAAAGCACGGAAUUCACACUCUCCACCCUCAAGCACAACCUCCAAUUCAGAGAAUCCACUACUAUGACAAAGCUGGAAACGCUUAGAAUCAUCAAGCUUCUGUCUUCGGAGUCGAGCACAAGGCAGGCUAGUUUGAUUCGAGAAGGUUUGUUCGAGCUGCUGCUGCAGGUGCUCUUUCAGUUCCCUGUGGCAGACAAUGCCGAGGUCAUAGAACUAGCCCUCGAUGGAAUCCUCAAUCUAAGCUCUUCCAAAGGUUUGGAGUCGCUAAACAUGUUGAGAAAUGAAUCGAACUUGGUUCGACUAGUGUUUCUAUUAGAACAAGGGAGUUCCAGGGUCAAGGCCAGGUUGUGUAACUUGCUGGAGGCGAUCGCAUCGUGCAGUUUGACACACGAGCUGUGCCUCAUCUUAGGAAGAAGGGAGAGGUUGCUCCAAGUGCUGGUCUCUCUCCUACUCGACAAAUCCGACAUCCGGGAGGCCACCCUGAAAGCGAUCUGCAGCCUCUGCUCGCUCGAAGCCAACAGGAGCACUGCGAUUCGAGAAGGCGCCAUGGACGGCCUCGUCGCGUACGUGUCGAGCGCACUGUACGCCUCUCGUUCGAGGAACAGGAACGUGAGACUCGCCGUCGGCACGCUCGAGCGACUGCUGGCGUCGGGAGUCGGCAAGAGGCGGAUGAGCGAGAUGGAGAACGGGAUCGCGGUGCUGGUGAAGAUGGUGUUCAGGGUGCCCUGCGAUGAUCAGGGAGGCAGCGAGCACGCGGUCGGGGCACUGCUGCUCCUGUGCAGCGACUCGGAGAAAGCAAGAACAGACGCCAUUAAUGCCGGGGUCUUGACGCAGCUGCUGCUGCUGCUGCAGAGCCAGAGCGGGGAGCGGGCCAAGUCCAAGGCCAGAGCUCUGCUGAAGUUGCUGAGAGCCAAGUGGGCAAAGGAUCAAGCAGGAUUGUGAUGUUCCAAUACUCUUGGAGUUCAUGAUCCAUCAAAAUUCAAAACGAAGUAUCUUUUCUUUUUCAUUUUGCUUUUCUUUCUGUUUUUUAAUCAUCAUGCCAAGAAGAAUCUCUCAUGUUCUUCACUACUAUCUAGUUUUUGAUCCAUAUCGUGCAGUAGCAUAUUU